UUCUGCUCCUGCUAAUGGAGUGGGAGGGACGUAGGAGGAGUGAAUAAUGGGCAAUGCAUGAGGAGGGCCAAAAUAAGAAAGCAAGGGAUGAUCAUAACCAUAUGGAGAGGGUGUUUGCUGAGAGGGAAAGACUGAGCAACAGCAGAAAGAAAAGGAGGGAGACACAAAGAAAAAGAUUGAAUUUUAAGAAAGACAAUGUGUUGUCAGAGGAUAAAGACGUUUAUAAGCUAAGGCUCAACCAGAUGUGAGAGGACUUGAUUGAGGAAAGCAGUGUUUUGCUUUGGAAACAAUAGUAAAGAGUCAGGAAGAAAACAGACAGGAGGCAGAAGAAGGAAGUAGUUUGCUGUUUCACGCGCUGAUGGUGUAGCUGAGCCCCUCACAAGAAUGCUCCUGGCUCUGCCUGCCAUCUGGAAUGUCGAGUCACUUCCUCUGUCUGUCCUGCGCUUUAACAGGGUUGUCCUCUGUGUCUCUGCUCCCACCCUCUGCUCUGACAGCAGUCUGAAGAAGACCACACCACUUCGGAAAGGACUAUCCUUGUAGCAGCUCACACACAUUAACUCUGAAAGUCAGACCCCUGCACCAGCCCACAUCCUUCCAGACUCACUCUUAAUGGAACCAGGACUUGUGGGGGGGAAACAGAGAAGACUGCAGCCAUCAACUGAACGUAUAGUGAGGGAGUUUCUUUUCCUUAUAUGGCAGCAAAGCUGGGAAGUCAUUUGAAUUAGUCUGGUUUCUGUCUAGUUUUAAUGCUGACUGAGUUCCAUCUGGUGCUUAUGUGUGUGGGUGGCGUGUGUGCAGCUUAAUUUGUUUGUUUUGCCAUUCUUGGUUCCUCUUUUCCAAUUGUUUGCAUGCAGGCUUUUGUUUUGGCAUAAGAAGGAGGGCUUGUGUUUGUGGUUUAGCUCAAGGCAACGUCAUCGCUUCAGGAGUGGCUGCUUCAUUCAGACUUCUUCUCUUCCUUGCUCCACCGUGAUAGUCUGUGUUUGUUGGAUCAACACACGACGCAUACACACAACUGGGUGGAGCAGCUCACAACUUAAAUCAGCAACUGGGGCUCCAUAGAGAAGGAUACUACCAGGAUGGAGGACUGCAGCUUUCGCUGAGAAGUGGAGGGCGUGUUGGAGUGGAAUAACCUGGAGAUAACAUUUUUUCACAUCUGCUUCCUUCAGACCAACAGGAUGGGUGACCCAGAAGCAACCAGAAAGGACCCAGGAAGUGCUAGAAUCAUGGGGAGGCUUUAAAUACUCAAGCAGACCACAGCGGUUUUCUGAUGCUGCUGACUUGCAAGAGAGACCUCUGGUGCGAAGAAAUCUCUGCAAGUGUAAAGCAGCUGGAAAUGCAACCUCUGCUGCGUUCAUAACCUCAUGUGGAUUAUUCUCCUGAGCAUUUCUCUCCUCAUCGAUUGCCAUGGCUUCAGCAUCAUGGUACCAUCGUGACAUCAGCCGUGUGAGAGCGGAGGACUUGCUGGCGCGGGCGGGGAGGGAUGGCAGCUACCUGGUGAGAGACAGUGAGUCAGUGCCUGGAGCCUAUGCAUUGUGCCUGCUGUUUCAACGUCAUGUCCACACGUAUCGCAUUCUUCCUGACCCGGAUGGUCUUCUGGCAGUUCAGACAACCCAAGGCGUGCAGGUGAACUGUUUUCGGACACUGGAGGACUUGGUGUUGGGAUACCAGCAACCCCACAAAGGCUUAGUCAUCCCUCUUCUCUACGCUGUUCCUUGUGACACAGACGCAGGGGAUGAGAGCUCAGACGAUGAGAAGCCGUCUCUCAUCCAAGCCCCGGUCAACACAGUGUCACCCGUGGGAACACCAACAAAACCAGCCCCUCAUGCCUUGUUCCUGGAGAAGCUGCUUGAGAUGAACACAUCUAACAUUGCAGGUGAAGUGAUUGGCCUGCUCAAUGACUACCUCUUCAUUGAUUUGCCCCUGGACUUGGAGAAUGUGCAUAAAGGGGCAACAACUUUAUAUCACCUCAAGCGCACUUUGGCUACAGCCUGCCAAGGCCUCAACAGUGAGAUAGAUCUCACUCUUUCCAGUCUAGAAACCUUGGCUAAAGUCUUCGACCAUCCCAGCUGCUCUUUAACUCCUAGCAAGGCACAGGGUCCAGAGAAGGAGAUUGAUAGCUUGUUGUGUAAAAUCUCAGCUUUGAUCAGCCUCCUUUCUUCGUUGGAGAAAAAGGUUCUGCAAGCAUUACAAGAUGCUGUGACAAACCAUAACCUGGCAGUGCAGCCCAGCCCGCCGCCUCCUGAUCCAGCGCCCACCAUUGUAACACCUGCAAAGACCAACACAAGGCAGCUGUCUGUGCACUCCUUUCAGGUGAAGAUGGUGAGGUACGGCAGACAAAUUGUCUCUGUGGAUGUGGACGCUGGAGUCCUGCUGUUUGACAGGAAGUCGAGUGCAUUUGGUAUCGAGAAAGUAUCUCAAAACAGGAUUCUUCAGAUUGUUAAGUUCCAAAAUCACCCAGCCAAGAUCCGGAUGGUUGUUGACAGCUACCACAGCACACCGCGGGAGAUGACAUUUGAGAGUGCACGGAAAUGCGACUCGUUCUGCCAGCUCCUCCUGCUGAUGAAGUCCAGGCACUCUCAGCUGGAGGAACCUGACAUGGUCUCUGUGUUUGUUGGCACCUGGAAUAUGGGUGGUUCCCCUCCUCCUCGGACCUUGCAGUCGUGGGUGACCUGUUGUGGUUUGGGACACACUCCUGAUGAGUCGACCGCUUUGCUUCCUCACGACAUCUAUGCAUUAGGCACUCAGGAAAACCCUCAGGGGGAGAGAGAGUGGACAGAGCAAAUCAAAUCAACUCUUCGCAGCUACACUCAAAUCGACUUCAAACUCGUGGCAGUGCAGUCCCUCUGGAAUAUGAGGCUGGCUGUGUUUGUAAAUCCGGAGCAUGAGAGUCGAGUCAGCCAUGUGAACACAGCCAGUGUAAAAACUGGUCUUGGAAACACCCUGGGAAACAAGGGAGGAGUUGGAGUCUCCUUCCUCUUCAAUGGGACUUCUUUUGGGUUUGUGAACUGCCACCUGACCUCUGGAAGUGACAAAGUGCUAAGGAGGAAUCAGAGCUUUGUGGACAUCCUCAGACUGCUUUCCCUGGGUAACAAACAUCUCUCUGCCUUUGACAUCAGCCUUCGUUUCACUCAUCUCUUCUGGUGUGGAGACCUCAACUACAGGCUUGACCUGGAUGUACAGGACAUCCUGAAACAUGUUUCCAAAAGAGAAUUUGAGGAGCUCAUGUUUGCAGACCAGCUGACUCGAGAAAGACAGAAAAGGAAAGCAUUUUUCAAUUUCAAGGAAGAAAAGAUUGCAUUUCCACCCACCUACCGGUAUGAGAGAGGCUCCAGAGACUGCUAUCUUUGGCAGAAGUACAAGACGUCAGGAGUGCGAGUUAAUGUUCCAUCGUGGUGCGACCGGAUUCUGUGGAAGUCCUACCCAGAAACGCACAUCAUCUGCACGGCCUAUGGUUGCACUGAUGACAUCUUCACAAGUGAUCAUUCACCUGUUUUUGCCACUUUCCAAGUGGGAGUGACGUCUCCGUGCAGCAAAUCAGAUUCAAACUCCAGUGUGGAGAGAGCCUGGAUUGAGCUGGAAGAAAUUGACACCAUAGUAAAGACUGCAAGCAAGUCCAAGUUCUUCAUCGAGUUUCAUUCCUCAUGCCUUGAAGAGACACAACGAUCCAGUGAGAAUAAUUUACAAAGCUGUGAUGUUCCUGGGUUUCUCAAACUGGGCUGGACCUGCAAACAGCUCCCGAAGCUCAUUCCAGUCGUGUCUGACCUGGAGUAUCUCCAGGAUCAGCACUUGCUGCUGUCUGUGAAGUCCUGCGAUGGAUAUGAAUCUUACGGUGAAUGUUGUGUUGCUCUGCGGUCGGUGAUGGGCUCGUCGCAGAAAUUUGAGACAUUUUUGACUCAUCGUGGUGAGGAGAUGGGCUCCAUACGAGGACGGGUCAGAGUUCACGUAUCCAAGGACAGGCGAGGCGCACGGAAGAAGAUUUAUGACUUGUUCUGUUUUGAGAAAGACGAUAAAGGUCCUGGAAGGGGACACGUGUCUCAUGCAGCAGCACGGAUCACAGUGACUCGGCCAUCAGGAGUGCCUGUUAAACCUACAGUGAGCAGCUACACCAAUCCUGCCUACUUCAUCUUUGAAGGCGUAUCAGUUCCACACAGGGUGGAGGAGGCCCUUCCUCAGCGAAGGGACCCCCAGGUCAUCUGGUCUGGAAACGAAGCCCUGCAGCUUCCAAAAGUGUCAGUGCGGCAGGGCUUCGACAGGAGACCCUGUCACAGAUCAGACUUUACCGAAAUUGAAAUCCCAGCCAUCUUGUCCCAGUGCAACCUAACCAAAGACCUUCAUCCGUCCCAAACCAACUCGUCCUAUCAGCUCUUUCCAGCCCAAAACCAGGCUCCAGUGUCUCCUUCCCCAAGAAAUCAUGUCCCUCAAUUCCAGGAACCGACGUCACAAAUCGGAGAAAAAUACCAAGGAAAACUAAAUGUUCAUGACUCCAUGCAGCCUGAAGGCAACAUUUGCAUCAACCACUCUGAUAUCACACAUAAAAACACCAGAAGAGAUAAACGCCAGCUUCAACCAAGGAGGAGAAAUGCCAUGCAGCCAAAGUCCCCGUCCCUUCUGCCUUACACCCCCACCUCUUUGACACAUUGUCAGCACUCUGUUUCCUGGAUCGUUGAGAAGCAACCCCCGACAGGAGACAACCUCACCGCUUUGCAGAUUGCCAAGUCCCUCAGUGAGGUCGACUUCUUCCCCUCAAAGGAAAGAGGCCCGUCUGUAGUCAGACAGAGGGCGAGUUAUGGAAACGGCCCGUCCAUGCAUGGAGACCGAGGCUACGUCUGGGAUAAAGAGGUGUCUGUCCUGAAAGGUGCACCAGAAACUGUGCAGGAGCUUCUCAGUACUUUAGGUCUUCAAAAGUACACCCUGGGACUCAGCCUCAGUGGUUGGGACGACCUGGAUUACUUCAGUGGGAUCACAGAGGAGGAUCUGUGUGCAGCAGGUGUAACAAACCCGUCACACCGGCGCAGGAUCCUGGAAAACCUUCCCAGGAACUGGAACUGACAGAAAGCCAGUGCUGCAAACUCCUGAACUGUCUGCUCUUAACCUGAACUGGAAAAACUUUCAGAACAGAUCUCUCUCUGAUCUGAAGCGUCACAUUUGCUGGACACCCGUCGUCUUUUAAUCUGCUCUAUUAAAACUGUAACACAAGGUUAUUUGUGCCAAAACAGAGAAGGAAACAUAAUGCAUGAAGUACUUAUUGCACAUUAUAUGUUGUUCAUCUGGAGCUUAGAUAACUGACCAAGAAGUGGAAGAAAUGAUAAUGACAUUAAAGCCUCUGUGAAUUGAUAUAAAAACAUAACUCUCUUAUUUUCCACAGCUCAUUUGAAGUCCAGGUUUACCAUCUGUUUUCCACUAUGUACUAUUUUUUUUUUACAUUGCUACUAUUGAGCCACAGUGAUCAGUGUUAUAAUAAAUCAAAAGAGCAUAAACUCCAACCAUAUCUACAGGAAGCCUGCCUGGAAACCUCUCUAGAAACCAUCCCAUCUCUUUUUUAUUGUUUACUCUGUCCUAAUGUUGCUAUCAAGUCACGUAAUCAGUAGCUGCAUCUACUGCACAUGUUUAUAAAGUUGAUAAAGCAACACUUGAAUGCCACCAAGCAAUGAUGUGUCUUCUCAUGCUUUCAAGCAACAGCGAGGAAGAUAUAUCUCCCAUUUAUGACCUCUAGUUUCCAUUUCAGGGCUCUGCUAAUGUCCUGUAUUAUCCUGCUCAUACGUUGUUUGAUUACGCUAACUUGGUGAUGUAGUGCUGCUAAGCCACAUGCGAGAUUGACCAAAAAUGUCAAUAUUUACAAGUCAAUUAGGAGAUUUAGACUGAGGUUUGGAGAGAAUGACUGUAGUUUUUUUUUCCAUCUGUAAGAUUCCUACAAUGAUAUGGUGGUGUCUUCUGUCAGAGUCCUCCAGAUGUUGGUGAGGUGAUGCUUCAGCAAUGAGACUCUGCAUGCAUGACUUUGAUUAGCAAAGUUUUGUGACAAACUGCAGCACAACUAAAUCGUGAGGAAAUCUUGGCCCAAUCAUAGUGAAGUCCCCUUGAUCGCGAGACCGUUCUGGUCAACACAAAGUAGAUGUUAUCACAUAUAUGUUCCAGAUAUAGGCAUGUUUGGGUGAUGGCAGUGGAUCGUUUGCUACUGGAGUCCAUAGAUUUGACUUGUUUUUCAAACUCUGUGUCUCUUGGUGGAUCUUCUCCUUCCAAGUCCUCCUGUACAAUCAGACAUUACAAUGUCCAUGUCCAUAACAUCACCUUAUGUUUUCCAUCUCAUCUCACUUCUAUGUAAUGACAGACUGCAGCAGGGAAAAUCCAGUUCCUAAAAAUAACCCCUGGAUAUUGUCUGAGUCUGGCUGUGUUUUGUGUGCAGCAUUCAGUGGAGGUAGUUACUUAUUAAGGCAGCACCAAACAACUCAGCUGACUGCAGGUCUGUGUCAGUGACCGCUAAGUCACUGACCCGCUAACCAUGAGUAUAUCAUCUGUGGGAGUGUUGUCAAGUUUUGGCCAAGUUAGAAUCAAAUGAAGAAGACCUAAAUCCUUCAACGGAGUUAAUUUGGAUUUUUGCACUUGCUGUUGCAUUGUUUUUAUAAGCUGUAAUGUUGCAUGAUUUAUUUCCAUCCAGUUUCACAUUAAGUUUUGUUGAAAUUUCAUAAAGUAACUUCAUGUCAAAGCAGUUGUAUAAGAACAAAAGGAGAAGCUGUGAAAGGGUGAAAUGAUUUGUGAUUAAUUUUCUUCUUGUGUUGGCAAUGGUUACCUGAAAUAGCUGUUCACUUGCAGUGAACAGGGCUUCUUUAUGUCCAAACUUUACAAGCAAACUCCAGGACAAAACCGGCAGAAGGUGACUAAGCCUAUCUGAAUGCACAAUGAGGAGCAAAGGCUUUUGGGUGACAGUUUUGUGAGGAAGAUUUCACACAAGCUGCAUCUGUCCAAGAAAAAAACAUCAAGACCAAACAAAAUUUCUGCAGGAGCAAUGACAAUGGAUGUGAUAAUCCUGAUUCUGAUUGUUUUUGAAUAAGUUGCAGAGAAGAAACGGUGAUGAUACUGAAGCAUCCUGACACAAUCAGAACAGUUAAUUGGAUGCUUCUGAUCCAAGAGAGUAACUUCAUAUUAAGAGUAUCAAAUCAUGAUAUAAAAGUACUUUCUCAAGAAUUCAAACAGAAUUUGGUGAAAGCAAAACAUAAACGGAUCAACCUCAAGGGCGUUGAAGCCAGGAGUGGGUCACUACUGGUCAAGAUUGUCCCAGUACUUACAAAGAUUUCUGUUAUACCAGAAUGAGUAGCAGAAAUUGAGAAGGUGAAGGGUCAACUCUGUAAAUACUGACUAUCCACUUUCAUUUAGUAUCUUGCAGUAAAAGCUUUUGACAAAAUAUAUUUGAUCUUUAUCCAAUUUACCAUGAGAACCAGCUGCCAUAUUGUUUGACUAGAACAGCAGUUUGGCCAGUGUUGCGUAGUAACGAGUUACUCAAUUACAUUUGCUUGAGUAACUUUAUUAAAAAAAAUAUAUACUUUUAGUAUUUUUACUUCUUCUUUUACUCGAAUAAUUGUAUUAUGAAGUAUUGCUCCUCUUACUUGAGUAAAAUUUCUGAAUUUUCUACCCACUGAAUGAAAAACAAACUUGUUUAAACCAAAAACCACCAGACACACACCUGCAGUUUCUAUUAAAGUUUCAUAAGUUUUUUAUUGAAAGAAACUGAUUUGGAAAAAUUAUUUUGCCUGAUUUUGUAAUUUUUGUUAAAUAUAUGAAUUAUUGACAUUUUUGUUCUUAAAAUGGCAAAAG
Poeciliopsis prolifica (blackstripe livebearer) is the source of this 7806-nucleotide messenger RNA. RefSeq names its product phosphatidylinositol 3,4,5-trisphosphate 5-phosphatase 2B-like. The record is from RefSeq and is a predicted model, not a curated record. Gene Ontology annotation, molecular function: protein binding; phosphatase activity. Lineage: Eukaryota; Metazoa; Chordata; Actinopteri; Cyprinodontiformes; Poeciliidae. Gene Ontology annotation, biological process: phosphatidylinositol dephosphorylation.